Paramacrobiotus metropolitanus is the source of this 622-nucleotide messenger RNA. RefSeq lists its product as uncharacterized. The record is from RefSeq and is a predicted model, not a curated record. The transcript is spliced from 2 exons. The coding region runs from base 126 to 380 and encodes 84 amino acids. Lineage: Eukaryota; Metazoa; Tardigrada; Eutardigrada; Parachela; Macrobiotidae.
UAUAAACCGCUGUCCACUACAUACAUAUUGGUGUUUAGCGUCAUUUGAUUUCUUAUUAACUCCAUUAGUCGUUUGAUUGAAUAUAUUUUGCGCGUAGUUCACUGAAGUAAAAUUCACCAUAAACCAUGGAAUCUCGUGUAAUGUACGCUGUCCUGUUCGCCGUUCUCGUCGCCUUCGCAUCAUGCUAUCCGUCCAGUGAAGCCGUCAGGGAUAAACGUAACGUAAUAACCGACGCAGCCAAAGGCGGCCUGGGAGGAGCAGUGGCCGGUGCCGUUCUACCGGGCGUCAGUGCCAAACAGGGCGCCGCAUUAGGCGCCGCCGCCGGGGCGGGAGCCGGUGCGGCUAAGAAGGAUGCCAAAGACCAUCAAGCGGCGGCUUAAACAAUUUUUAUUCUGUACAUAUGAUAAUAAUUGUUAUAAUUAUGUUUUGUGAAAAAAAAUUGCCAAUGUAUCAGUAACCGCUCCUGACAACGAAUCUGCAAACUGUUUUGUAAAAAAAGAGAAUGAUAUCCUUCAUGGAUUCCAAGUGCUGUGCUUGCCGGUUUGAUUAAACGCGGCGCUGUGGAUCGUUUCGUUGUACUAUAGCCGCAACGUUUUCGCAAAAUAAAUCAUGCUGUUAAUAA